GAGGAUACAUCACCUGAAAUCAAUAUUCGCUUUGGCUCCGAAUGCCUUCUUCUGGACUCUUGGGCCAUUCAUCACCAAUAUUCUGCGCUGUGCACCAUAAUGGGCCCGGGCAUGACCUCACAGCUGCAGGAAAACGAUUUCAUACGCGAUAUCUUUCAAUUGGGUGCUAAACUCGUCGACGAUGGACACAACAAAACUAAACAGUCCAAAUUGGAGCGCCAUUUAUUAAACGCAGCCGCAUUCAAGGCACGCACAAUAACGCGUGGCAAAAAUCGUGACAAACGCUAUAGUUACAAUUAUUAAAGUAGUUAAGUUGCUAGAGAAAAUAGAGAAAAGUUAAAUUUAAAUUAUGAAAUAAAAAAACAUUUUUGGAGUUCGCAUAGCGAAAACUGCGGAGUGCUGAAGAGGAAUCAAGGAGCAGCAAGCAAACGCAGGAGGAGCUGAGAAACUAACCGGUUGUAUAUAUGCGGAAAAGGAAAAAUCUGUGUCCUAAAGUGCAACAAUAUUGGCAGCCAACUUUUCCUACACUGUUGCAGCUUCUGA
Messenger RNA from Anastrepha obliqua, 543 nucleotides. RefSeq names its product interferon-related developmental regulator 1-like. Bases 100 to 303 code for a protein of 67 amino acids. The transcript has 2 exons. The record is from RefSeq and is a predicted model, not a curated record. NCBI's taxonomy places the organism in Eukaryota, Metazoa, Arthropoda, Insecta, Diptera, Tephritidae.